Acanthopagrus latus (yellowfin seabream) is the source of this 4231-nucleotide messenger RNA. It is a transcript of the gene vldlr, whose product is annotated as very low density lipoprotein receptor. NCBI's taxonomy places the organism in Eukaryota, Metazoa, Chordata, Actinopteri, Spariformes, Sparidae. Gene Ontology annotation, molecular function: protein binding; calcium ion binding. The record is from RefSeq and is a predicted model, not a curated record. The transcript has 20 exons. The coding region runs from base 452 to 3046 and encodes 864 amino acids.
CUCUCUCGUAGCACCACCGACGAUCCGGUCACCGGGGCGGCCCGUCACCUUUCAGUUUUGGGAGAAUGGAUUUCAGCUCGAGAGGAGGGGACGGGAGCCCGAGCGGCCCCCGCGGCGCGUGGUUGUAGGACGAGAUCUAAAAGGCGCGUGGUCGGCGCGGCGGCCACCUCCGUUCAUUCUCACUGCUGUUCUCCUCUCUGCAGAGCGUGCUGCUGGUGCUGGUCCGGUCGGUGGCGUCGGCAGGAGCGGCCGAUCUGUUCUCUACUGCUUUGCUCUGUGUGUGUGUAUGAGCGCGCGGAUCUGCCGUGUGCAUGUGUGGUUGCGCGUGAACCGGCGAAAAUCAAAGAGCAAGCAGGCCAGCGCGAGCCAGCAAGGAACGCACGCACGCAGGCAGGGGCACAGAGGCAGCCCGCGAGCGCUCGGCUAGCAACCGCACUGUACGCUGCGAGAGAUGGUCACGUCCACACCGGGGAUCCUUCUGCUGCCGAUACUAAUAUGUCUCCAGCACUGCGUUAACGUCCACGCUACUAAGACAGAAUGUGAGGCCAGCCAGUUCCAGUGUGGAAACGGUCGCUGCAUCCCUUCCGUCUGGCAGUGUGACGGAGACGAGGACUGCACCGAUGGCAGCGACGAGGGCUCCUGUGUUAGAAAAACAUGUGCGGAGGCGGACUUUGUGUGUCAAAAUGGCCAAUGUGUCCCAAAGCGAUGGCACUGUGAUGGGGAGCCGGACUGCGAGGAUGGGACCGACGAGAGCUUAGAAAUUUGCCACAUGCGGACGUGUCGUGUGAACGAGUUUAGCUGUGGAGCGGGCUCUACACAGUGCAUACCCAUCUUCUGGAAAUGCGACGGAGAGAAGGACUGUGACAACGGAGAAGAUGAGGUCAACUGUGGUAACAUCACCUGUGCUCCAAACGAGUUCACAUGCGCCAGUGGCCGCUGCAUCUCCCGGAACUUUGUGUGCAACAGCGAGGAUGACUGUGGUGAUGGCUCUGAUGAGGUGGAGUGCGCUCCAUCCUCCUGUGGUCCCAGUGAGUUCCAAUGUGGGAACACCUCAUGCAUCCCAGCCAGCUGGGUGUGCGACGAUGAUGUUGACUGCCAGGACCAAUCAGAUGAGUCGCCGACUCGUUGUGGCCGUCACCCAACGCCACCAGCCAAGUGUUCAUCCAGUGAGAUGCAGUGCCGCUCAGGAGAGUGUAUUCACAAAAAGUGGAGGUGUGAUGGAGACCCCGACUGCAAGGAUGGCAGCGAUGAAGCCAACUGUCCUGUACGCACCUGUGGACCAGAUCAGUUCAAGUGUGAUGAUGGAAACUGUAUCCUGGGCAGCAGACAGUGUAACGGCCUCAGAGACUGCACGGACGGAUCAGACGAAGUCAACUGUAAAAACAUGACUCAGUGUAAUGGGCCAGAGAAGUUCAAGUGUCGCAGCGGAGAGUGUAUUGAGAUGAGCAAAGUGUGCAACAAGGCCCGAGACUGUCCCGACUGGAGCGACGAACCCAUCAAGGAAUGCAAUCUAAACGAGUGUCUCCUGAACAACGGCGGAUGCUCUCACAUCUGCAAAGACAUGGUGAUUGGCUUUGAGUGUGACUGCACACCUGGACUUCAGCUCAUAGACCACAAGACCUGUGGAGACAUCAAUGAGUGUCUGAACCCAGGCAUCUGCAGUCAGAUCUGCAUCAACCUGAAGGGAGGGUACAAGUGCGAAUGCCACAACGGUUACCAGAUGGAUCCAACCACCGGAGUGUGCAAGGCUGUUGGUAAGGAGCCCUGCCUGAUCUUCACCAACCGACGUGACAUCCGUCGUCUGGGUCUGGAGAGGAAAGAGUACACUCAGAUUGUGGAGCAACAGAGGAACACAGUGGCUCUGGAUGCAGACUUCAACCAGCAGAUGAUUUUCUGGGCUGACCUGGGCCAAAAAGCCAUUUAUAGCACUGUGCUGGACAAACGGGGAGAAGUCGGCACACACAACAAAGUGAUAGACAAUGUCCAGACUCCUGUGGGAAUCGCUGUGGACUGGAUCUAUAAGAACUUGUACUGGUCUGAUCUUGGCACCAAAACAAUUUCUGUUGCCAACUUCAAUGGAACCAAGCAGAAGGUUCUGUUUAACAGAGGGCUCAAAGAACCAGCCUCCAUCGCCGUGGAUCCACUUUCUGGGUUUCUGUACUGGUCUGACUGGGGCGAGCCAGCCAAGAUUGAGAAAUCUGGUAUGAAUGGAGUUGACAGACAGGUUUUGGUGGCGUCGGACAUCCAGUGGCCCAAUGGAAUCACCCUAGAUCUGAUCAAAGGCAGGUUGUACUGGGUCGACUCCAAGCUGCACAUGCUUUGUAGUGUCGACCUGAAUGGAGACAACAGGAAGAAAGUCCUCCAGUCUUCUGACUACCUGGCUCAUCCCUUCGCUCUUACUGUUUUUGAGGAUCGAGUCUUCUGGACAGAUGGUGAAAAUGAAGCGAUCUACGGUGCAAACAAGUUCACUGGCUCUGAUGUGGUGACGCUGGCCAGCAACCUAAAUGACCCCCAAGACAUCAUAGUGUACCAUGAGCUGAUCCAGCUGUCGGGUACUAACUGGUGCACAGAGAAGGGUGAAAAUGGAGGCUGUAGCUACAUGUGUCUGCCUGCACCUCAGAUCAAUAAACACUCCCCUAAAUACACCUGUGUGUGUCCAGAAGGACAGGAGCUAACUGCUGACGGCCUACGCUGCAGACCCGACCCUACUACCAAAGAUCCCUCAAAGGAUGAUGGGAAAGCACUUAUACAACCACACUCAGAAGCCAAUGUGAGCACAUCGAUCCAGGUGGACGCAACAGCCAGAGGGUCUGCUGCAGCCUGGGCCAUACUGCCAGUCUUGUUGCUGGCAAUGGCGGUGGCAGGCGGGUACCUGAUGUGGAGAAACUGGCAACUGAGGAACCAGAAGAGUAUGAACUUUGACAACCCUGUCUACCUGAAGACCACAGAAGAAGACCUCAACAUCGACAUCACCCGGCACAGUGCCAACGUGGGACACACCUACCCUGCAAUUUCGAUAGUGAGCACAGAUGACGAUUUAUCAUGAUCGUCUUGGGUUUUGUUUUUUUGCUUUUUACGGCAACCCGCAGCGUUCAGUGGAGCCUCCUCGUUCCUGUGCCAAAGGUUGUCCGUAGCAACAGCAGCAGCCCUUACAGUACGACCACAUGCCUUCUGAAGUGCAUUAUGUCAUUAUCUGUGGAGAGGAUGACAUCAACAAAUGUUAUUUAUUAUGUGAAUAUUACAAUGAAUUAUGUGUCAUAACUGUUUUCACUCAGUCAAGUAUUCAGGAUUUUUUUUCUUUUCGUUGUCAUUGUUUUGGGGCCGCAGACGGCUUCCUGUCCCUCCUGAUGCCAUCUUUUCACAAGAGAUGAGAGAAACACAACGAAUCUCAGUUUUUGGGAACCUGGAAAUUACCCAGAGGACAGUGUUUUUCUAAUCAAACAGAGGGACUCUGUGGGACAUGAUGCAAAACUGGAUCUGAGCAUGUCGGUACGAGACGCCACACGUGUUAAAGACAGCGUGAGACUCCAUUUCAAUAGUGUCAGAGUGGAGAGGGGUCAAGGGUCACUCAGGAGUGAGGCGUUCAUCUGGAAAAUUGGUCCAAACUAUUUCUUACUUGCUUGGAUCCAACAGGCUGGGCUGUGUGAAUAUUUAUGUGCCAUCAUGGUUUGGGCAAUUAUAUCUAAGGUGUAAGUUUUAUUUUGUUUGUUUUUUAUUUUUAGGUUUCUUUCCAGCGGUACUUCCUAGAUUACAUUCUUACAAGCAGUUAGUUCAGUCAGUUAUUAUUAUUAAUAUUAUUACUAUUAUUAUUAUCAAAGCUGUGUAAGGAUCACCAUGGUUACAGCAUUUGUAAACAUUGUAUAUAAUUACCCAUCAUCCCUCAGAGACAUGACGGUCAAUCAGGACUCUCUUCAAUGCACUUUGAUCAAAUGUUCCUUGUGUAAAUAAGAUUGUAUACAUUUGACUUGAAAUCAAUUUUUUGCUAUGGUUGGGCAUCGUACCAGGGUUAGAGUUCAGAUGUAUUUAACUAGAAAGAAAAAUCUGAAAAAAAAGACGACACAACUGAAUUUGGUAAAACUAUUUUGUAUGUUUGUGUGCUGUUGCUGUGAACUUUUUCUAGCCUUGUACAGUGAGGGGGAAGACUAUUAAAACUUAAAAGCUCUGUAUCUGUGAAGAAACCGAUUUGCAAAUCACUUGAGAAUUAAAAUCUAAUCCACAACGUUGUUCAAAA